UUUGACGUGGCUGUUAUAGCUGUCAAAAUGCGAUAUUGACGUUUACACUACAAGAAAAAGAAGAGCCUUUUUCAUUUUAUAAAAGAGAAUUUAAACUGUGAUGACUAGAUUUAUUUAUUAAAAAAACUCUAUUUCAAUUUAAUUUCACGAUGGAUUUGCCUGUGAAUGAGGAAAACUGCCAGGAAAUAUUGGAAAGACUCCAGGAGGCAGAGGUGACUAUUAACAAGCAAUUGAAUCACAUUCUCUCUCGUCACUAUCAUGUCGAGGCGAAAUUACAAAACAUAAGCAAAGUUUUACCAAAUGUAGUCGUAAUUCGAGCAGAAAGUGAAAAAUUUCGCGAUAUGAUUAAUCACACAAAUGACUUGGCUGAAAAAGUCAGUGCUAAAGUACGACACUUGGAUUUGGCUCGGAGCCGAGUUUGCGAGUGUCAGAGUCGAGUGAACGAUAUACUUGACUUGCAACUUUGCAGUCAGGGAGUGGCGACAGCCUUGAAAAAUGAAGAUUACGAACAAGGAGCGGCCCAUGUACACAGAUAUUUAUCAAUGGACCAAAAAUUAUUGGAGAGAACGGCGGAAGAUGUUUCGGGAGAUCGUACAAGUAUAACAAGUUCAUUGGCAACAUUACAGCAAGCCGCUCUCGAAUUAAGAACAGUUGUCACCCAUAAAUUCGACGAAGCCGUCAAAUCCGAGGAUUUAGCAUCUGUCGAGAGAUUUUUCAAAAUUUUCCCCCUUCUUGGAAUGCAUUCCGAGGGACUUAAAAAAUUUUGCCUUUAUCUUUGCUCAAAGUUGCAGGAGACUUGCCAAAAAAAUUUAAAAUCGGCUCUGGAUGUAAAAAGUACGGAUAAAAGAGCUCCGGUAAUAUUUGCCGACACGAUAACUUUAUUGUUUGAGGGAAUUGCCAGAAUUGUGGAAGUGCAUCAGCCAAUAAUUGAAACUUACUAUGGACCUGGUCGACUUUUUACUUCAAUUACAAUUUUGCAAAAGGAGUGCGACAGGCAAAUUAAGAAGAUUAUUGCCGAAUUCAUGAAGCAAAGGAGUAUUUCGAAAAAAGUCCAAACAAUAAACGAUUAUUUGAGAAAGCAGCAGGGAGGUGAAAAGGCCGAUCCUAAAGAACUGGAUUUACUAUUAGGAGAGAUAACAAUAAUGCACGCUCGUUCUGAACUCUAUAUUCGAUUUUUAAGAAGACGAAUAAGCAGCGAUUUGGAAAUUAGUACAACAGACACAACACAGCGAAAAGCAUCGAUUAAUGAUUUUGAGACAUUUGUCAAUAAUUCAGAAUUGGCGAGAAGUAUGCAAGAAUUAUUGGGAGCUUAUUUGGCAUUGGAGAGAUACUUUUUAGAGGAGAGUGUCAAUAAAGCAAUUGGAAUGGAUUGUCUCGAUCAGGAACAACAGACGUCAAGUAUGGUUGACGAUGUCUUUUUCAUAGUGAAAAAAUGUGUCAGACGAGCAAUCUCGAGUUGGAGUAUCGAUGGAGUGUGUGCGGUGGUAAACAUGGCUUGUGGAAAUUUAGAAGGAGAAUUUACAAGCCGAUUAAGAAAUCGCCUGCGACAAGGUUAUCCGGCAGGAUAUUUAGAUUUGGCUCAAGCAUAUAAUGCUCUUCAAACGAGCUUUCAACACGGCCGAUUACAAACUUCCGACACCGAACAAGGACGAUUAAUGUUCCUAGCGUAUUUAAACAAUACAGACGUGAGCAUUGAGUAUGUGGAGACUCUGGGCAAAAGUCUCAAUAUGGAAAUAAAUCAGGCAUUUUCCAAUAUGCAAGAUAAGGAAAGGGGAAAGGUCGAUAGUUGUUUGGCGGGCCUUAAGGGGGUAACGCACAGUUUAAGGGCCGUCAUUGAUUAUGGAUUAGAGCAAUUAAGAGCAAGUGCCGUGAAGCCCCGAGUGACACCCUGGGUCGACGCCUUUGUUUCCAUAAAUCAUCACGUUAAUGAAGAUGAAUUACUCAGAUAUGAAACCGAUGAGCCAUUCGUUCAAACGCUCAUUCAACAUCUCGAGGGAUUACUUCAAGGAUUUAAGGAUAUUCUAACAGCUUCGAAUUAUGACGCCUUGAUUGGAAUUCUCACUGCCGAAGUCACUGCACGAUUGGAAAAAGUUGUUCUCAAAUGCACUUUUAAUAGAGCUGGUGGAUUAAUUUUGGACAAGGAAAUAAGAUCCCUAGCGAGUUAUUUGGCAUCAGCAACUUCGUGGUCUGUUCGUGACAAAUUUGCCAGACUAAUGCAAAUAGCGACAAUUUUGAGUGUUGAAAAAGUUGAAGAAUUGGCCGAUUAUUGUGGAGCCGAUGCAAUUGCAUGGCGAUUAACACCUCAGGAAGUGAGAAAAAUCGCUGGUCUCAGGAUAGAUCUCAGAAGCGAGGAUAUUAAAAGACUUAAACUUUAAGAAAAAAAAAAUAUUUAUGAAAAAUAAUUGAUAACUAAAAAGUACGAAUAUUUUUUAUUAAUGUAAGGAGUUUUUAUUUCAAAUAAAAAAGAAUGUUAUGGAA
Messenger RNA from Leptopilina heterotoma, 2478 nucleotides. It is a transcript of the gene Cog4, whose product is annotated as conserved oligomeric Golgi complex subunit 4. The record is from RefSeq and is a predicted model, not a curated record. The coding region runs from base 150 to 2375 and encodes 741 amino acids. Lineage: Eukaryota; Metazoa; Arthropoda; Insecta; Hymenoptera; Figitidae. The transcript is spliced from 10 exons.